Thyridium curvatum is the source of this 2835-nucleotide messenger RNA. RefSeq lists its product as uncharacterized. The record is from RefSeq and is a predicted model, not a curated record. Gene Ontology annotation, cellular component: cytoplasm. NCBI's taxonomy places the organism in Eukaryota, Fungi, Ascomycota, Sordariomycetes, Thyridiales, Thyridiaceae. Gene Ontology annotation, biological process: peptide catabolic process; proteolysis. Bases 1 to 2835 code for a protein of 944 amino acids. The transcript is spliced from 3 exons. Gene Ontology annotation, molecular function: peptide binding; zinc ion binding; metalloaminopeptidase activity.
AUGUCGAUGCGCUCUCUUGUCUCCGUCAGCUCGCUCUCUCGCGGAUUCUACAAGCUCCCUGCGCCGUCACUGCUGCCAUCUGCUCGCUUCUCGGUUACCCCCGGAAAAUCCUUUGCACUCCGCUCCCUCUCUGCUCGGUACAGCUUCUCUACUUCUACUGGUAGUCCGCGCAGGCCUUCUGUCAAUCGCACCCGUCUCGAGUCUUUGCGCGCGCGCCAAGUUCGACAUUGCUCACACCGAAGAGCAAACAUGUGCCGAUCGCAAGCUAUCGAUGGACUCGGCGGCGCAGCUGGCGUCCAGGCCGGCCGACAGCUCCUGCCCGCCAAUGUAGUCCCCAAGCACUACGACUUGACUCUUGAGCCCGACCUCCAGAAGCAUACCUUUGAGGGCAAGGUUAUUAUCGAUCUCGAUGUUGCUGAAGACUCCAACUCCUCGCCCAAGAUCUCAUACGAUGAGCCUAAUCACACCACCAAGAUCGAGUUUGACAAUGCCAUUUCCAAGGGUAGCAAGGCGAAGGUGGAGAUCAGCUUUUCCGGUAUCCUGAACGACAAGAUGGCCGGCUUCUACCGCUCCACCUACAAGAACCCCGAUGGAAGUGACGGGAUCUUGGCUGUGUCUCAGAUGGAGCCUACCGAUGCCCGUCGCGCCUUCCCCUGCUUCGACGAGCCCUCUCUCAAGGCCCAGUUUACCGUGACGCUGGUCGCGGACAAGAACUUGACUUGCUUGAGUAACAUGGACGUGGCCUCUGAAACCGAGAUCCAGUCCAAGACGAGCGGUACGACCAAGAAAGCCGUCAAGUUUAACCCGAGCCCCUUGAUGUCGACGUACUUGCUUGCCUUUGUCGUCGGCGAGCUCAACUGCAUCGAGAGCAACAGCUUCCGCGUACCCGUUCGUGUCUACGCGCCUCCUGGCCAGAACAUUGAACACGGUCGCUUCUCCCUGGACCUCGCCGCCCGCACCUUGGCAUUCUACGAAAAGGUCUUUGGCAUUGACUUCCCCCUUCCCAAGAUGGACCAGGUUGCCAUUCCCGACUUUGCUGCUGGAGCCAUGGAGAACUGGGGUCUCGUCACGUAUCGUGUCGUCGACCUGCUCUUGGAUGAGAAGGUCAGUGGCGCCGCGACUAAGGAGCGUGUUGCCGAGGUCGUCCAGCACGAGCUCGCGCACCAAUGGUUUGGCAACCUGGUAACAAUGGACUGGUGGGAUGGCCUGUGGCUCAACGAGGGCUUUGCCACGUGGGCCUCCUGGUAUUCUUGCAACAAGUUCUACCCGGAGUGGAAGGUCUGGGAGUCAUACGUUACCGACAACCUGCAGAGUGCUCUGUCCCUGGAUUCCCUGCGCAGUAGCCACCCGAUCGAGGUGCCGGUGAAGAAGGCCGACGAGAUCAACCAGAUCUUUGACGCCAUUUCUUAUUCCAAGGGUUCUUGCGUGCUGCGCAUGAUCUCUACGUAUCUCGGCGAAGAGACGUUCCUCGAGGGUGUUCGACAGUAUCUCAAGAAGCAUGCUUAUGGCAACACCCAGACGGGCGACCUGUGGGCUGCCUUGAGCGCCGCAAGUGGCAAACCCGUCGAGGAGGUCAUGACCAUCUGGACCAAGAACGUCGGCUACCCCGUCGUGACCGUCACUGAGAACCCCAACGAGAGCAGCAUUCACCUCAAGCAGAACCGAUUCCUCCGCACCGGCGAUACCAAGCCCGAGGAGGACAAGGUUCUUUACCCCGUCUUCCUUGGCCUGCGGACCAAGGAUGGGAUCGAUGAGGCCCUCACCCUCGACAAGAGGGAGGGCGACUUCAAGCUCAAGGACACCGAUUUCUUCAAGCUCAACGCCAACCACACUAGCAUCUAUAGGACUUCCUAUUCCCCUGAACGCUUGGCGAAGCUGGGACAGGCUGCCAAGCAAGGUCUGCUCAGCGUUGAGGACCGCGCCGGCAUGAUCGCCGACGCCGGUGCCCUGGCAAUCUCUGGCUACCAGAAGACCUCUGGCGUGUUGAGUCUGCUGAAGGGCUUUGACGCGGAGACUGAGUUCGUUGUCUGGAACGAGAUUGUCUCCCGUCUGUCGGCCGUGCAGAGCGCCUGGAUCUUUGAGGACAAAGCUGUCCGCGAUGGAUUGGAGGCAUUCCAGCGGGACUUGGUCAGUCCUAGGGCACACAAGCUCGGCUGGAACUUUUCCGAGAACGAUGGCCACAUUGAGCAGCAGUUCAAGGCUCUUCUCUUUGGAUCUGCUGGUCUGAGUGGCGACAAGACCAUCAUCGCGGCCGCCAAGGAGAUGUUCAAGCGGUACAUGGCUGGUGACCGAUCAGCCAUCCACCCCAACAUCCGUGGCAGCGUCUUCGGCAUGGCCCUGAAAUACGGCGGCGAAGACGAGUAUAAUUCGGUGCUGGAGUUCUACCGCUCGUCCACCAACAGCGACGAGAGAAACACAGCCCUCCGCUGCCUGGGCCGGGCCAAGGAGCCUGAGCUCAUCAAGCGCUCGCUCGACAUGGUCUUCAACGGCGAGGUCAAGAGCCAGGACAUUUACAUGCCUGUGGCCGGCCUCCGCAGCCACCCCGAGGGCAUUGAGGCUCUCUUCUCCUGGGCGACGCAGAACUGGCGUGAGCUGGUCACGAAAUGCCCGCCCGGCCUGUCCAUGCUCGGCACCAUGGUUACGAUCACGACGUCGAGCUUUACCAAGGAGGAGCAGCUGACCCGGGUCCGCGCGUUCUUUCUUGGCAAGGACACCACCGGCUUUGACCAGUCGCUGGCCCAGAGCAGGGACGCCAUCCGCUCUAAGAUCUCCUGGCUUGAGCGUGACAGUGCGGAUGUGGCCAACUGGCUCAAAGAGAACGGCUAUACCUCAUGA